UUUUGCCUUGGGAUGGUUGUAAUGGGUCUUGGAGUAUUAAUCGUUCGAUGGCCAGAUGAUGCUAUUUAAGACCCAAAGAGUUCGCUAAAUAUCAUUUAAAAGUGUAACAUUCAAUCCAGGGUUGAUCAUGAAUAAAACCAUUACAAGAGAUUCACAAAUAGUCAUAGUUGGUGCUGGUGUAUUUGGAUUAUCCAAUGCUCUUCAUCUAGCUCAAAAUGGAUACAAGAAUAUUACAGUGUUUGAUCGUUUAGACUUCACUAAUAAUCAUUAUACAUUUCUUGAAGGUGCUGAUACUGCUUCUGCUGAUUUGAACAAAAUUUUCAGAGCUCGUUAUGAAAAUGAAAAACAUUAUCAAGAUUUAGCAUUUGAAGCUUUUGAAAUCUGGCAAAAAUGGGAUAGAGAAAUCGAAUUAUUACCUGAACAUGAAGCUAAGAAAUACACUGGUUUGAAAUUAUUAGAUUUAUGUGGUAUGUUAACUAUGGAUGACAUUUUAAGUAAAGGUUCUAAAGAAUCUAGAGAAAAUUUUGAAAAAGAAGGUUUUGCUCCAUUAGUUUAUGAUAUCAAUAACCCAAAGGAUGUUAAAAGAGCGAAUGUUGCAGGCUUUGGUAAUAAAGUCAAAUAUGGUCAAGAUAUGAAGAAGAAAAUUCCACAAAUUGAAGGUGUUUUGGAUACAACAUCUGGUAUGUUAUAUGCUUCUAGAGCUUGUCAAUAUGCUAAAUACCUUUGUGAACAACUAGGGGUUAGAUUUGUUUUAGGAGGUGAUAAAGGUAGUUUCCAAGAUUAUAUCUAUAAAGAUCAGGAACAGAAACAAGUGGGAGGCAUCAUAACAAAAGAUGGCAGAAGAUAUUUAGCAGAUUUAGUUGUUGUUAAUUGUGGUCCAUGGUCAACUUCUAUUGUCCCGGAACUAGAUGGCAUCAAUGAAGCUACUGGUGGUAAUAUCUUUAUUUUCAAAGUUCCUGAACAUCGCAAAGACCUUCGAGUGAAAUAUUCAGCAAAGAAUUUCCCAUUAAUUGGUUGGAAAACUGGUCAUGCUAGAGAAAAAGAACAUAUGGGUGGUAUGAUGAUGUUUCCAAUGGCUGAACCUGAAGGAUACAUGAAAAUUAUCGUUAGACAAACCAAAUAUACUAAUCCUAUCAAGACUAAGGAUGGUAAAAUCAUUUCAAUCCCAAAGACUUCAAAUAGCUCACCACCUCAUAAUUAUUUAACAAAAAGCAUAGUUUCACAAGCUAAAGAAUGGCUGGAACUAUUUUUCCCAGAUUUAGUUGAAGCUGGUAUUCACUUGGAAAGUAAGGCAUUAUGGUAUACUGAUACAAUCAACAAUGAUUAUAUCUAUGAUUUUGUUCCAGGAAAAGAAGGUUUAUUCGUUGCGUGUGGUGGUUCAGGUCAUGCUUUCAAAAUGUUACCUGUACUUGGUCAAUUUUUAGUUGACAAGAUUGAAGGUCGUGAGAAUUUGUACACCCAGAUCUUUAAAUGGAGAUAUCCAAAAGAUUUUGAUAAAGAUGUGAAUGGAUUGAAAGAAAAGCUUGAUAGUAAAAGAAGAUAUGACUUGCAAGAGCUUUCAGGUCCUGAAGAUCUAAAGUUUCAGAAAAAAAGUUUUAGUUCAGAGAUUGGAUUAAGCAAUCUCCAAAUCACAUCAAAGCUUUGA
This is a messenger RNA of Hansenula anomala, 1645 nucleotides long. RefSeq lists its product as uncharacterized. Bases 128 to 1645 code for a protein of 505 amino acids. Gene Ontology annotation, molecular function: sarcosine oxidase activity; flavin adenine dinucleotide binding. Lineage: Eukaryota; Fungi; Ascomycota; Saccharomycetes; Phaffomycetales; Wickerhamomycetaceae. The transcript has a single exon. The record is from RefSeq and is a predicted model, not a curated record.